Pezoporus flaviventris is the source of this 9976-nucleotide messenger RNA. It is a transcript of the gene PIK3R3, whose product is annotated as phosphoinositide-3-kinase regulatory subunit 3. Gene Ontology annotation, cellular component: phosphatidylinositol 3-kinase complex. The transcript is spliced from 16 exons. The record is from RefSeq and is a predicted model, not a curated record. Bases 633 to 2828 code for a protein of 731 amino acids. Gene Ontology annotation, biological process: phosphatidylinositol phosphate biosynthetic process; insulin receptor signaling pathway. Gene Ontology annotation, molecular function: protein binding; 1-phosphatidylinositol-3-kinase regulator activity. NCBI's taxonomy places the organism in Eukaryota, Metazoa, Chordata, Aves, Psittaciformes, Psittacidae.
CCCCCCCAGCUGUGGUUCUCCAACCACAGAGGAGGUAAUUUGGGAGCAGAUGCUGCAUCUGGGGAUGAAAUCAUCCACCUCCUCCUUCCAUUCCCCCCCUCCCCGGUAGCCGGGCUCCCCCCCCCCCGCCGCGCUGCGGGGCUACCGGGGAGGAGGGACGCUGACAUCACCGCCGGAGAGCGGCUCGGCGGGGCCGGGGCUCCGCUCCGCUCCGCUCCCGUUCUCCGCUCCCGCCGCGGGAGCCGCCGCGCACGAGAGAGGGAGGUCCCAGCACCAUGCAGAUGAGGCCAGGCUGAGAAGAGGAUGGCACAUUUGGACCCCAAUUAGCUUCUCUUGUUCCCCUCUGUUUGCCCUGGUGAUGAAAAGGCUCCUUACCCACACCUGAACCAACACUGCUGAGCCCUGGGCACUGAAUUGGCUCUGCAGCCGUUCCAGGGCUGGAGGUGUCAGGAGCCGCUCUUCAACACUGAGGUUUUCCAACACUGGCAUUCCUAUUCUGCGUGUGCAGGGAAGGGAACACUCCCAUCUGCACCGUGUUGCCCCAGCACUGCCAUACCUGCUCUGUGUGAGCACCCCAGGCCUUAAUGCCUGGUUGGAUACAGGCAGUGUGACUCACACCACACAGCAUCACCAUGGCCUCCUCGGAUGGGCUGCAGUACCGGGCACUCUACGAGUACCAGAAGGACCGGGAGGAGGACCUGGCGCUGAGCCCCGGGGACGUGCUGACAGUCAGCAGGGCCGGGCUGCUCAGCAGCCCAAGCUACAAGGACGGGGACGAGCGCAGCCCCCAGGGUUGGCUCCACGGCCUCAAUGAGCGCACCAAAGAGCGCGGAGACUUCCCCGGCACCUACGUGGAGUACCUGGGUCCCACGCGCAUCGUCACCUCCAACACCAAGGCCAGGCCACGGCCCUUGCCCCCGCCACCCGCUGGGACCUCUGCACCCUGGGGGCUCCCUGGGCAGGCAGAGCUCACUGAGUACCCCACUCUUCCGGAGCAGGCGCUGCCAACCGUGGCCAGGCUCAUCGAGGCACUGGAAAAACAAGGUCUCGACAGCGAGGUGCUCUACAGACCCGGGCCCAGCUCACUGGGGGAUGCUGAGCUGAAGCAAGCUCUUCUGACGGAUGCCUCAGCUGUGGACAUGGACCUGUAUGAGGCCCAGACACUGGCAGAGGCCCUAAAGUGGUACCUCCAGGAGCUUCCAUCACCCCUGAUCCCUCCGGCUCUCUACAGCGACUUGAUUCUCGUGGCUCAAGAGACCCCGGGCCUGGAGGAGUGUGGCCAGCGAGCCAGAGCCCUGCUGGCCCCCCCGGCGCUGCCGCAGCCCCAGGCACUGCUCCUGCGCCAGCUCCUCUGCCACUUCUGCCACCUCUGCCAGGGCACGCAGCGGAGCCGCCCCUCGCCCCGGCUCCUCGGGGAGCAGUUUGGGGAGCUGCUCCUUCGCCCCGCGGCAGGCAGCACUGAGGUGGGCCCUGAGCUCCGUGCAAGGAUCCUUGAGUCCCUCAUCAUGGCCAGCGAGGCAGUGGAGGUAACAGCAGCCCCUGCUCUUCCUCCAAAGCCCCCCAAACCAAUGACUCCAGUCAAUACAAAUGGAAUAAAGGACAAUUCCAGUUUCUCUCUGCAGGAAGCAGAGUGGUACUGGGGGGACAUCUCAAGGGAAGAAGUAAAUGACAAAUUACGAGACAUGCCAGAUGGGACAUUCCUGGUGCGUGAUGCAUCAACCAAGAUGCAGGGAGACUACACCCUGACAUUGCGGAAGGGUGGCAACAACAAACUGAUAAAGAUCUACCAUCGGGAUGGGAAAUACGGCUUUUCUGAUCCACUGACGUUUAAUUCAGUCGUGGAACUGAUCAACCAUUACCGCAAUGAGUCUCUUGCUCAGUAUAACCCGAAGCUUGAUGUGAAGUUGAUGUAUCCGGUGUCCCGGUACCAGCAGGAUCAGUUGGUGAAAGAAGAUAAUAUAGAUGCAGUAGGUAAAAAGCUUCAAGAAUACCAUGCUCAAUAUCAGGAGAAGAGUAAAGAGUAUGACAAAUUGUAUGAAGAAUAUACUAGAACAUCACAGGAAAUUCAGAUGAAGAGGACCGCAAUUGAAGCAUUUAAUGAAACUAUUAAGAUAUUUGAGGAACAGUGCCACUCACAAGAGCGAUACAGCAAAGAAUACAUUGAGCGGUUUCGCAGGGAGGGAAACGACAAAGAAAUCGAACGGAUCAUGAUGAACUAUGAAAAAUUAAAAUCACGCCUGGGUGAGAUCCAUGAUAGCAAAAUGCGCCUGGAGCAAGAUUUGAAGAAACAAGCUCUGGACAACAGGGAGACUGAUAAGAAAAUGAAUAGUAUCAAGCCUGACUUAAUUCAGCUCCGCAAAAUCAGAGAUCAGUAUCUUGUAUGGCUCAAUCACAAAGGGGUGAGACAGAAGCGAAUAAACGACUGGCUGGGGAUCAAAAAUGAAAAUAUUGAUGACACAUACUUUGUGAAUGAAGAAGAUGAAAACCUGCCACAUCAUGAUGAGAAAACUUGGUUUGUGGGAGAUCUCAACCGUAUCCAAGCAGAAGACUUGCUCUGUGGGAAACCUGAUGGAGCAUUUCUAAUUCGUGAGAGUAGCAAGAAAGGGUGUUACGCUUGUUCUGUGGUAGCUGAUGGAGAAGUGAAACACUGUGUGAUCUACAGCACUCCAAGAGGUUAUGGGUUUGCAGAACCGUAUAACCUGUACAGCACACUUAAGGAUUUGGUUCUUCAUUACCAGCAGACAUCCCUUGUCCAACACAAUGAUUCCCUAAAUGUUAGGCUUGCCUAUCCUGUCUACACACAGAUGCCCCCCUCUCUCUGCAGGUAAAUUUUGGGGAGGAGGAAAGUGUUGGCUAUCUUGGAUUCUUUUCUACAAUUUUUAUUAGAACUUGGAGGGCAUUCUUUCUCCUUAGACUGCUUGUUUUGCACAAGAAGUGAUUCUGUGAAUGUGAAUCAAAAAGAGGCCUAGCAGCAACAAGAUGACAACUUGGGUGUAGGUGUCCUGGUGCUACCUUAAAAGCUCAGCUGUGCUUUUACACUGAUACUUUUGUUUCCUUAUGAGGGGAAUAAACUCAACACAAUGCAUACAAAAAUACUGGAAGCAAAACAUCGUUUUGUGGAGAUAAUCUUUUGCCAGGCACCUUCAGUGGAACCUUCAGUGGAACUUCUGAUCGGAUUUUGUUUUCUCUUGUUCUCGUAGAGACAAUUUGAAGCCUCUGUUUGAGGCAUUAGUAAUGUCUUUCAGUCUUAAACUCCCAAAAACUAGGGGGAAACUUUACCACAGCAAUUCUUCUCUGUUAAUUUUAGCAGCUUCAGUGCGAUUCAGCCGAACUUCCAAAAGAGGGCUUGUCUUGAGGUAGCAUGGAAUUUGGUGAGAGAAGACCAAAGGAAUUAUGGGAAAGCUUCAGGCUUUUAAUUUAAGCAGAAAAAUGCUUGUAAAGAAAAGUUGCUUUAUUUUUUUGCCAACAGUAACAAAGUUUUGGUUUCAAUGGCACUACAGGUCUUCACUUAAAGGAAACGUUUAUAACCAAACUGAACACACCAAAACUUUGUUCGUUGCUAGAUCGAGCACUUACAGGGAAGGUUGCAUUAGCAUCUGCACAUACUCUCUACACCAAAACUUGAAACAAAUAAAAGGAAAAGCUAAACAUUGUGUGGCUUCAAAACACUAGAUUUAUCUGAUCUGAUGUAAUUGCCUACUCUCCUCUUUCUUCACCCCCUUUUCCUCCCAUUUCUUAGCUUGGGAUUCUGUUUUCAGUUUUUAAUGAUACUGUGCUUCAGAAUGUAAAUCAGAAUGAAGCUUGCACUCACCUGUUGCAGUUCUCUUGCUGAACAAUGACAGACUCUCGUAACACUUGAUUUUCGUAUAAAGAGGUAGGUGCAAUGGAAUGCUUCUGGAUGGCUUAUUGCUCCAAAUUCUUUCAUGAGGUGUAGUCACUUCCAGUUGCACAGAAGUGAGCAUGCUAAUUAUAGAUCUCUUCUAAUUUAUUGUUUGAAAGCUAGGUUCUGAACUCUCCCACCACUGCAGCCAAGCAAGAUUUUACACUGGUAUCAUCUAAAUUCCCUUGUAGUUAUUGGACAUGAUGCAAAACACAGGAAGAGAGCUGUAUUCCUCAGUUACUGGAUGCUUGGUACCAUCCUUUGACAAGAGCAGCUGUCAGAUACUGGAGGGAGUAGUCCUGGGCUUCAUCAAGUACCAUAACCCAUCCAAUAAAUCCCCUCACUUGAAAGUAUACAAAGCAUCUUAUUUCCAUUCCUUAAAGCUUCUAAAAUGAAAAAGAGCUAAGUUUGGCAAACUAAACCACUUGGCAUCAAAGCACAACUGGCAAAGUAAUUGUUCAGUGUGCAACCUUGAAUGUUACUUUUGUUCCUAUUGCUGGAAGCAGUUCCUUUGCAAUGCACCCAUUGUGCAGGACAGGAAGCAGACAGUCAUGCAGGUCUGAGAAUGCUGUAGGCCUAUUUCUGACCCUGGGACUGAUUUCCUGUCCAAAUGUGGUGGGUUUUCUUUUCUCUAAUGCCUGGGCAGCAAUGCUAGGCUUGUUGAUGCUUAAUGUUUACACUAGAAGUAUUAUUUCUCUGAAUGCCGUGACUUUACAAGCAGGGAAGUGACAAGGCUGGAGCACUGGCAGCCACUGCAGGAAGGGUAGUCUGGUUGCCUGGUAUGCCUGUGAGAUGGUUUUUUUUGCACUAAUAACCCUGACUUAUCCCAGGCACUUUCUAAUCAGCCAGAUUUGCAAUCUUCAGGCAAAGAGUUCUAUAGAUGCCACUUUACAUGAAACAGUACAAAACUUAACCAAAACUUUCUGCAAGAAGAAGAAAAUUCAUUCAAGCAGUUUCAUCAAAGUGACCCAUGUCUGUUUGUGUGCCCUUCUCUACCACUUCCCCAAGAAAAGGAAAACUGAGACACAGCCUUUGCUCUUAGUGAAAAUCUUGAAUGGAUUCCUCAGUGGUAUAUGGACAUGGAAAUUUUUCUUUUUAAAGAAACUUGCCCUACCUCUUGGAUAAUUUGCAGUUCUAAUCUGGUAGCUGUAAAGCUGUCAUUCUCACACCUCUUAUGCAUCUCAUGUUCCCUUGGUGCUGGGCUGAGUCCAAAUGCUUGAUGAGGAAAAGCAGUUCAAAGGCACAAAUGAUAGCCAGGUGCCUCAUGCCUCUGGAAAAACCUGUGCAAGAGGAGUGUCUGUUUUCUCUGCCCUUGUGAUCUGUCUGGGCUCUCCCCUUAUUUGCAGUGUGAACAUUUGAGGCUGAUGGGGCACUUCUUUCUGAUCCCUGCUUUUGUGACAGAGACAACCUGGCUGAAGUUUCACAUCUGCCUCAUUUUUAGGUAGGGUUUGGUUUUGUUUUAAACAAACACGGGUCUGCUUUCAGGCUCAUAAAUCCUGGCACACCCUCGCAGCACUGACAGCAGCAGGAUAGCAGAGCGGGGCUGUUUGAAGUUCCCCCAUUGUGGAAUCUAACUGAUCCUGUGAGGUCUUGGGCCAGGCUCCGGUCCCGUCUCUGCCAAGGUAAAUACAGUGUAAUUCCAUUGGCAUCCAUGGAGGUAGCUUCGUUUUAUAGUGGUGUGAGUGAGUUGGGAUUCUUGGCCCCCCACUCUCCGAGAUCUCUCUGCUGAUCACAGGUGAUGUAUUUGCUGUGAAUGAUGCACUCAGAGCCAAUAAGCCAUCUUGAAGCAUUCUUUGAGAUUCUGCUUUGCCCAAGCCUUCAGAUCAGGGCUAUGGGCAGACUAAGCCCACGUUCCUCCUAUUUGGCUCUAUUACCCUCAGCAGUUUCUCUGAGGCUGUGUUUUGCCGCUCCAUCUCUCUGUAUUUGGUUUUAGGCAUCUGAAGUCCCAGCUGCUCCAAUUGCUCCCCUUUGACUCAUGCUAUUGCACAGAUUUUGUCUGCAGCCUUUUUGCACUUGCAGAGCAAGUGGAAAUGGGUGUAAAACCAACUGAUGUGUAGCUGGUGUGAUCCGUGGGGUAGGGGCUUGGUCCUGUUGCGCUCACUGUGUUCAGCCUGCUUCUGUUUGUUCAGUAGUGUUAGAGCUGGGAGAAACCCCAUGGCUUCCAGGAGCUGCUCUACACUUGCAUGACUGAGAAAUCAGAAAUAGGCUUGUGAGCUGCAGGAUUAGACCCUACUAGGAGAAGCAGCUGCUAAACCUAAAACAAAUACAGGAAAUGUGGAUAUAAAGGCAACACACAAGAACUCAAGCUCUUUUAAAACAGUAAGAUGUGAGAAGGUUUCCAUUUUAAGAGUCAAAACAUCAGGAGGAAAGGGGAAAUAGUCUCACUGUUGUAGCAGCUGUCUGUUACCAGACUGCAGUUAGAGGAGUACUGAUCUCAUUGACCCAUGUUGUAUUAAAUAUAUAUGUAGAAUUAAGUAAUUUUUUGCACAGUGUUAAAUGGGGGUGGGGAGUGUUGAAACUCGAAUAUGCACAGUUUCUUCUAAUCUGUUUUGAAGUAUAUUUGCAGGGAUCAGGGGUGAUUCAGUAUUUUGUAUCUGUAUGGAUGGAAAUCAGGUCUACUUCCACAGUUGCCAUUGGCCCCAUUGCAUCAGCCACCAGUGCCAUGUUUCUGAAGUCAGUAAGUUACAAAUCUUUUCCCACUAGUUUCCUUCUUGAUUACAAGUAAUCUUAACAUGGGAAGAACCAACCUAGAAACAGAGGGAUAUCCCAGCAGGCACUUCACUGCUAUGUGAAGCAAUAACAUAUGGUUGUCCACCUCCCGAUAAUGGAGUGCUCUAGAUCUGGGGGUGUUUUGGGGUUUCUUUAGUUGUCAGCAGCAGCAGAUUGGGUCUCUGCUUUGCACCACUGGUAGUUGCAAUCUAGAGUUAUAUCCAGCACACCCCUCUGUCUUAUGCCAAAAAUAAAUGCUCUUUUCACACCCAUCUCUCUUGAUGUGGCAGAUGGUCAAGAAGUUUUCCAUUUAAUGUGAUGGGCCUGAUUAUUUUCUCACUGACACUAGUGUAAGCAAGACUUCCACAACCAAAAGCCAUUCCCAGGAAAACAGCUUGUAUUUAAUCAUACCUGAAUUCUAGUCACAGCAGGGCAAAAAUCAGUUUGUCCUUCACAGAGCCAGGCAACUGUAAUAGGGACUGUGGAAAUUGAUGUUGACACUUAAUGCUGUUUUGGGGAGGACAGGGGAAGGAGGAGGGUCUUGGUUGUCCCAGAUCCUGGCCUCUCUGCAGGCUUAGGUGGCACUAUGUCUGUAAUUGAAGGCUGCAGCUGUUUAGAACAGUGGAAUUGCUAUAGGAGUGUCACACCUUGUAAGUUUGGAAAAGCCCCUUCUUUGGUACUUGAACAAUCUUGCUUCUGUUUUUGAAUGUCUGUUUAUUUUUUACUUCUGUUACACUAACAGGGAAUAAAAAUCUGAAAUGUUAGUGAGUCUUGUAUGCUUGCUGCAUUGUGCAGACAUGAAACAGGUACUGCUGGUGAAUCAGGAGGGGUAAGAGACAGGUUCAAAAUGCAGUUUUACAAAGCACUAUGACAGGUUGGGGGUUGUUUUGUUUAGACCGUAUUUAAAAUCAGGUUUUCUUAAGUGUAGUUUCCUUAAUGUUGAUUUGCAACCUCUGCUUUUGGAACAGCAAAAUCAAAAUAACAUUCCUGAAGAACAAAGAUGCUGUGAGAGGAGGGGGAUUAGGCUUGCUCAAAUUCAGCUUUAAUGAAGAGGAAGGGUCAGCAUCCUAAAGCAUCCCUCUGGUUGUAGUUUGAAGCAGUAUACAGACCAUGAAGUAGGACCUCUUUCUUGAACCACAAAAGAGGAGAUGCCAAAGCAGACCCUUCCCUUUGAAAUAAUCAGUGGUACGCUCCUUAAAUGUGCGUGCAAGGAGAUGGUUAGGAAAUUCGUAGAAGUCCUUAAGAGUUACUCCUCUUUCUGUAUCAAAAGGGAACUUGCAUUGCUGAUCCCCUCAUUUCCCUUGGCAAAAUGUGUGCAGCCAGGAGAAGGGAACUGAGUUACUAGCCUAGAUAAACAUGGGCCUGUUCAUGAAGCAGCUUGGCUAGUUAAGUACUGCGUGAGGAGUAGCUUUGGAUGGGGUUAGAUGAAGUUUGUCCAACAUUUUUGUGAAUCUUGCAUUCUGUGGGCAGAAAUAUUUUCCACCAAAUGGCAAGGGGGAAAAAAACCAAAUCUCUCUUGAAUUCUUUUCAAUUCCUUCCUGUUUGUUCACAGGGGCAGAUAGGGAGCUUUAGCUUGUUAACUGUUCAGAUCAUGACAGUGCUUGAAGUGCUGGUCUUUGGGGCUAGCUCCAUACAAUUAGUGCAGAAUUAGCAUUUUUUUAAAUUGCUAUUGGCAUAGACAAUGUAUUUUAAGACGAGACUCAGCAUUUGUUCUAAAAUUUGCCUUUAAAAAGUAUCAUGUGAGCUUCAGAGGCAAAAAAAAAAACCAUGUGAGAACGGGCCCUUUUUGACUGAAAAAAACCACCUCUUUGAUCAACCUGUAUUAGAGAAAGCAGCUUUAAUUUGAUGUCCCCCUCCGCCACCUUCCCUUGGGAUUGCUCCUGCGAGAUCAGCGUUGGCCAACGCUGUACUCAGCAGUGCUGUAUCCAUGGCUUUCCAAGUGGUUUUAGCCAAGAGGCUUAGGAUUGUUUGGAACGAUGAUUGCAUCCGAAGACCAAAAAAGGCUCCAAGGGUGAAUGCCACCACCCCCCACCCGGCAUCAGUCUCAUUGCUUGGGGGGGGGGGGGGUUGUAGGAUGCUGGGGCCAGCCACAAGCUGCCUCUGAGUCUGCGUUGGCUAAUGGUGGGGGUUCAUGUUUGGUCGGCUGCUGGGGGUUUUGGUCUGUUUUGUUUUUGUGAGUGACUUCUACAUCCAGCAAAGAUAUGUUUGAUGAAACCUGUUGAUUUUGUAUAUCUGGCUGUUUAUUGCACCACGGGAUUGUAAUGGUCUGCAUCAUCUGUGUGUGUGUGCGUGUGCGCGUGUGUAUAUGUACUGUAUGUAUAUAGAUAUAUGUAAAAUAUAUUCACGUACACAUUUAUAUGCAUUAGCUGUAAGUGGCACUGCCCCUUAAAAAUAAAACAAAAUUCCCUGUUAGCACAUUCUGCCAUGUGUUGAGGCAGAAUUGGGUUUGUUUUUGUCAAAUGAAAAGGAGUUUAUUGUGUUCAUCUUGCGUAUGUGCUUCUGAAAUGCUGAACUCUGGAUUUCCUUGGGUGGGGGUGUCCUACUUUGUUUGUAAACCCAAUUGAAUUGGGGUGUUACUUGCUGGGACAAAGCAUUCAGCUUUGGUCCAAGCAAAGGUUUAGCAAAAGAAACCCUUUUGCUCUCCUGCAUAGCACAGGGAGCGUUUGCACGUUUCAGUAGCCCCCCAGAUCCCCCUGUCCAGAGCUGAUGUGCAAUGGGUGGUGUUGGUACGUGUCCCUUUGUGAGUGGACUCUUUGUAUAAGGUGUGGUUCAGUGUAAAGCAUGAGUGGGUGUUUGAUCUUGUAUCGAGGGCUGAAAUAACAGCACACUCCUUUGUAUAACCUUUGCAUUAAUGUUUCUGCUUUUCUUUGACUUCUAUUUUCUUUAAGGGAAACUGCAUCUGUUAAGAACCUGCUUCUCCAGAAGCUAUCAAAUUGUUUUGUUUUCCAGAUGAAUUCCAGCAUGUAACUUUGGUACUCUUGUUUGUUAUUUGUGUAAAACCUGUUCUUCUGUCGUUUAUGGUGUAGUCAGAAAAAAAAAAAGGAAAAAAAAAAUUAAAAAAAGGAAUUCAUGUAGUUUAACUUUUAAAGAAAAGAAUCAAACUGCUUCAUAAGGAAACCAAUUGUAUGUUAGUGUUUUCAGACAAGUCAUCCUGUAGUUCCUAGCUCAGUAAUGCAACACUGUACUUGUCACCAGGUGUGUUCCAAUUUUGCUGUACUUUCUUUUACUAGAUGGUUGGGCUUUUAAAUCCCAGACACUACGCAUCCUGGGCCUACUUGCUCUAGAUCAAAAAAAUGCAAUAAAAAGUUGCAAUAAAGCACAUUGACAUGUAAUGUUUUCGAAGGAUGUACUGACGGCUGUUUCUAAUAAAUCCAGAACUGCAGCGUG